CUCGACCAGCAACUUCAGCCUCUCUCGACUUUCUUUUCUUUCUCCUUCCUAUUAACUCUUGCUCUUUGCACUUCAGCUUCAGUUUAAACCAUGUCUCACUCAACCCAACCUCCUUCAAUACUCUGUCCACUCCCAAGGAGAACUCACUCAAAUCCAAUCUACAACCACAACAACCACAGAAACAACAACCGAACCAAGAAACUCGAACAAGAACUAACCUCCUCAGAUGAUGUUCUGUCUGAAUUUCUGUCUCUCUUCACCCCAGCCUCAGAAGCGAAUCGACAAUCGAUUCUCAUCUACCAAAACCAUCUCGACUCAUCAAUCCAACCAACCAACGGCCAAUCAUCAAACCAAUCCAGUCAACCUACCUCACCCAUCAGAACUACCACCUCAACCCCUCUAUCAUCCUCAUCAUCCUCAUCACCACCACCACCACCACCACUCCUACCACCACCACCACCAUCAUCAUCAUCAUCAUCAUCAUCAUUUAAACCGAAUCAGAAUCAUCUCCCACAACCAACUGAAGAUCUUGAUCUCCCUCCUCAGAUCGGCUUAACGGUGAUCCCUAAUCAUCUCAGUUCGAUUGUCUCCUCACCGAUCUCGAGAUGUCAUAACCCGCUGCCUCGUCAUGCCGAGUUGGAUGUUCUGGCUUCCCGUCUCACCAAGCCAUUCGAAUCAUUCGAACUCCACCAAGAUCACCAUCCUCAUCAUCAUCUCAGCUUGGACGCCAAAGACGGACAACGAGCUGCCAUAGACGAGGAUGCUCAAUCCGAUCAUCCGCUUGCUACUUUGAUGCCUGCUUUGACCUUAGAACCAUCUGUCCCUGCGCUCGAUGAUCCGCCAACCAAGUCUGUUGUCUGAAACCAUUCACCCCCAACUAAUUUUGAGCUAUUAUAACUAUAUAUAUACUCUUGCUCCCUCCCUUCCUUGUAAUACUCUCCUAUCUGCUUAAACACGCACUCUCCCUAUCAAUCGCAGGCUGUCUCAGAUAUUCCGUGUCUACAUGCACUUCUACAUAUAUCCUUAUAUAUACAUAUAUGUAUUCCUGACUAUCGUUCACAUUAGACAGCUCCGAAUAUCAUAACAGUUCAAUUUGCAAUCGCGUAGCAUAGAUAUAUGUAGUAGCUCCCACCUUUUUCUGUAUCCGGUCCUUUCUCACUCUCUUCGCUCACCUAGGCCUUUAUUUUUCUUACCUUUAUUUUUCUUGAGUUCUUCCUCCUUGGCUGAUCCUGAUCCACUAUUCUUAUUCAUUUCAUCAUAUCUUUGUCUGGUUUGUUGAUCCCCCUGCUUGAAAGAGAUUUCUACAAAGAAGAAAUUAAUUUGGUCCUUUCCUUGCCUUUGUGCAUAUAAUAAAUACUAGAAUGUUGACACUAUGAGUCACCUUGACAUAGC
This is a messenger RNA of Puccinia graminis f. sp. tritici CRL 75-36-700-3, 1392 nucleotides long. RefSeq lists its product as uncharacterized. Lineage: Eukaryota; Fungi; Basidiomycota; Pucciniomycetes; Pucciniales; Pucciniaceae. The record is from RefSeq and is a predicted model, not a curated record. The coding region runs from base 91 to 861 and encodes 256 amino acids. The transcript is spliced from 3 exons.